CCAGCUGCGACUUGAACGACUGAGCACAAUCAGCAGUCACAGUUGCAGCCAGAGUCGCAGCCACAGCCUCAGAGUGAGACUGAGACUCAGAUUACAACCCCGAACCUGAACCCAAAAAAGUAACGACAUUGUCAGUUAAGCAGAGCUGGAGAACAGGCGAUCGAACGACUAAACAUAUUUGCCUGCCAAAGUGGAAGCAACCGAAGUGGCAGUGACCGUGGAAGUGGGAGUGGAAGGGGAAGUGGAAGUGGCGGUGGCGCCACUCAGUCCAUAAGUCCAUCAGUCUGAGAGCCAGACAUGCCGUCGCCAGUGCAGCACACAUUCUGCUUCUCCUCUUUAGGAUUUAUCGCUUGCUCAGCAAUCGUUCUGCUUUGUAGUUCCGAAGUUCUAUCGAGUUGGGAGGAAUGGUGGACAUACGAUGGUAUAUCCGGACCAAGUUUCUGGGGCCUUAUCAAUCCACAAUGGAACAUGUGCAACAAAGGAAGACGUCAGUCGCCCAUCGAUGUGGUGCCCGAUAAAUUGCUUUUCGAUCCCUACCUCCGCCCACUGCACAUUGAUAAGCACAAGGUUUCCGGCACACUACACAAUACAGGUCAAUCACUCGUCUUCCGCGUCGACAAGGACACAAAGCAGCAUGUGAACAUUUCCGGGGGCCCGCUGGCCUAUCGCUAUCAAUUCGAAGAAAUUUAUAUACACUAUGGCACUGAGAACAGUCGCGGCUCGGAGCAUUACAUACAGGGCUAUAGUUUUCCGGGUGAGAUACAAAUCUACGGCUUCAACAAGGAACUAUAUCACAACAUGUCCGAGGCGCAGCACAAAUCCCAGGGCAUUGUGGGGCUGUCCUUGAUGGUGCAAAUUGGAGAAACGCCCAAUCCAGAGCUGCGCAUCAUAACGAGCACAUUCAAUAAGGUGCUUUAUAGAGGCUUCUCCACGCCCAUUCGCCAUAUAUCGGUGCGUUCGCUGCUGCCAAAUUCGGAUCACUACAUCACCUAUGAAGGCUCCACAACGCAUCCCGGCUGUUGGGAGAGCACCGUCUGGAUAAUAGUUAAUAAACCCAUCUAUAUCACUAAGCAAGAGUUAUAUCAACUCCGACGACUGAUGCAAGGCUCCGAGAGUACACCUAAAGCUCCACUAGGAAAUAAUGCGCGACCCGUGCAAAGUUUACAUCAUAGAACAGUAAGAACGAAUAUAGAUUUUAAGCGUAAUAAGAAUCAAAAUGCAUGUCCUUCAAUGUACAAGGAUAUGUAUUAUCGGGCGAAUCGCUGGUCACCCGACACGGGACUUUUGAUACGUUGACAAUGCCAGGCAAAUGACAGGACAGGCAGUAGUGGAGGCAAUAACAGCAACAGCAACAACAACAACAACGGCGGCAGCAACAACAUCAGCAAAUUAUAUAUAACAAAAUUAAAAACGGACAGUGUUACAGCAAUAACACCAAUUACGACUAUAAUGACAACAACAAAAACAGCAAAAACAACAACAACAACCAUAGCAACGGCAAUAACAGCGCCAGAGAAGGUGUCCUGCAAAAUGCUGGCCAGGGCCAACAACAACAAUAACAACAGCAAUAACGCAUUUCACGAUUUUUAUUACACUUUAAAGUUUUAUAUUAAUGUUUAUAACACGAGCUCAGGAUUCGUUUGGCUUGCAAUAUUCCUACAACAAAAGCGCCAGCAACAAAAAUGGCAUUUUUUGUUGCAUUAUUGAUAAAAAGGUAACAAUGUUAAAAACAACAAAUGCUUGCAACAAACAAACAAACAAACAAACACACACACAAACAACACUCAACGCAAUAACAAUGAAUUAUGAAUACAGACACACACACACACAUACACACACACACGCUCUCAUUAUGUUACAAACAAUUAGAUCAAUGAGAAAUAUAACUAAAA
Scaptodrosophila lebanonensis is the source of this 1892-nucleotide messenger RNA. It is a transcript of the gene CARPA, whose product is annotated as carbonic anhydrase-related protein 10. Bases 298 to 1296 code for a protein of 332 amino acids. The record is from RefSeq and is a predicted model, not a curated record. NCBI's taxonomy places the organism in Eukaryota, Metazoa, Arthropoda, Insecta, Diptera, Drosophilidae. The transcript has 8 exons. Gene Ontology annotation, molecular function: carbonate dehydratase activity; zinc ion binding.